Molecule: messenger RNA, 3321 nt
Organism: Caenorhabditis angaria
Lineage: Eukaryota; Metazoa; Nematoda; Chromadorea; Rhabditida; Rhabditidae
Source: the annotation of a GenBank genome assembly
AUGUCUCAGCUUGGCGUAAGUUCUCAUAAUGGUGGAAGUAUUCAAUCCUUACCUAAAUGAUUUCUUCCUUCAGGCAAACAACAACUGUCACGAACAAGACGUUUCGGAAAACCGUUCCAAUGAAAGUUUUGAAAAUGGCCACAGUGAACACGAUUGGGAUACUUCGUUCAAUUCCGAUGUUUCUUGCGAUGUAAGUUGUGAAUAUAACUACAAAAAACUAACAUAUUUUUAUAGUACUUACCGGUUCAAAGAGGGACGGCCGACGAUCCGAUUUGUUUAAGUGAUGACUCAGUGAGUGAUAAUAUAAACAUAACUUAUAAGGUUAUUGAAGUAAAACCCCCCAUUUAAAAAUAAAAAUAUCCUAUUCACUCAUUUGUAAAAAUGUAGAGAAAUGUCAAGAAGUGUCGAGAAACCUCUCUUUUGUUGAGUUUUUCGGCAUUUCUCGACACACCUUGAAUAUGAUAUUUUUGUUUUUGAGUGUUUUUUAACAUCGGUUUCACUUGAAUAAACUUAUCAGAGAAAACCUAAAAAGUUUCCUCAUCUCAAUAAUGAAAAUUUCUAUAAAAAUGUAUUCUCAUCUACAGUGCGUUUCAUAAUGAUAGGUUCACCCCCAAAAUUUCUGAAAUCAGCCGAGGUGUGAGUUGUAAUAACAAUCCGAGUUAAAAAUAAAAAAGAGCACACAAAAUUAGCUAAGAAAACUCAAUUUUAUCUGAAACUACCAAAUAAUAAAAAAAUAAAUGACCGGAGUUCAAAAAUUUCAAAAAUUUAGCGUUUCAAAACGAUAGGUUCACCCGCAGUAGUACUGUAGUUAUGUUUCGUGGUAGGAGUUUUAUCGAAUAUUCUGGAAAAUACGAGUGAUAUUUGAUUAUUUUAACGUGUUUCUGUUUUUGUUCUCGUUUUUUCACGUCAUUCAUCAAUGUCGCGGGGAAGUCAUCUUACAAAAGAGGAACAAGCUCAAAUUAGAGCAUUCAAAAUCGCCGGAUGGUCCAAUAGAAUGAUUUCGUCAAAAUUGAAACGAUCUCUCAACUGUAUUAAUCAAUUUGUCAACAAUCCGGAUCACUAUGAGCGAAUGAAAAACACUGGAGCUCCCAAAAAACUCACGGAGAGAGAUAAACGAGGGAUUGUUAGGUUGGCUUCGAACACAAUGAAAUCGUGUAAUGACAUCAAAAACGAGCUGGGUUUGAAUAUCAGUAAGACUACAGUUUGGAGAGCCAUAGACCAAUCCCCAGAAAUCGUUCGAGCCAAAUUGGUGCCAGCUCCGCGUCUCACACUUCGCCACAAAGACAACCGUCUUACUUUCGCAAAAGCCAACAUGGCCACAGAUUGGGAUAAGGUAAGUAAUUUUUCUAAAAACAUCAAAUAUUGAUGUUUUCUUGUUCAGAUAAUUUUUUCUGACGAAAAAAGUUUAAUCUUGAUGGUCCGGAUGGUUACAACUCAUACUGGCAUGAUAUCAGAAAGGAUCAACUUCGCUUCCCAAAGAGAAAUUUUGGAGGAGGACGGGUUAUGUGUUGGGGCGCAUUUUCUGCAGCUGGAACGUUAAAAAUAGCUUUUGUUUCAUUCAAGAUGGAUUCGUUAGAUUACCAAAAAACCCUCCAUGACUAUCUUUUGCCAUAUUUGAGGCGGUUCCGGACCAGAAAGUUCACUUUUCAACAGGAUAAUGCUGCCAUCCACGUCAGCCAAUCAUCAAAAGAUUGGUUCAAAAGCCACAAAAUCAAAGUUUUGGAUUGGCCAGCGUGUUCUCCUGAUCUUAAUCCGAUGGAAAACGUAUGGGGGAGCUCGUUCGCCGAGUUUAUGCUCAAGGAAAAAAUAUGAUACUGUGGACCAACUCAAAGAUGCCAUCGAGACGGAAUGGAAUAAAAUCGAUAAGAACUACCUCAAGAGACUUGUUGACUCGAUGCCAAAUCGUCUCUAUGAUGUCAUUUCUAAACAUGGAGGUCCAACUAAGUAUUGAUUUUCGAUUAUAUGUCUCCAAUGGGAAUUCUGGAUUAGGUGAACCUAUCGUUUUGAAACGCUAAAUUUUUGAAAUUUUUGAACUCCGGUCAUUUAUUUUUUUAUUAUUUGGUAGUUUCAGAUAAAAUUGAGUUUUCUUAGCUAAUUUUGUGUGCUCUUUUUUAUUUUUAACUCGGAUUGUUAUUACAACUCACACCUCGGCUGAUUUCAGAAAUUUUGGGGGUGAACCUAUCAUUAUGAAACGCACUGUAAAAGAGGAUAUUUAAUUUUCAAAGCUCAAAAUGAAUUAUACAAAAACAUUUUCAGAGAAACACUAGUUUUGGUUCGGGAAAUCAGUCACCAAUAUAUGCACCAUCUUCGCCAGAUUACCAUUUGAAUAACCGUUCGCCAGUUUAUACUGAAAAUGCUCCGCCAUCGUAUGAACCACAAGAUAGUGGUUCUUAUCGACGGACGUUUGACCGAGAGGGAAUUCCGCUUCGAGACGGUUAUGAUAAUGUGAGCCAUUUUUUAGAUAAAUAUACUCAAUAAAAAUUAUUAUGAAAAAUUUCAGGUUCAAUCUCCAAUAUAUGAUCCAUCCAGUGGCGGUUACUACCCGAGUUAUGAUGAUGGAAGUGCUUAUAGAGUAAGUUUAUCGAAAUUUCAUAUUUUCCUUACCUCAAUAAGUACACCCUAAUAAGAAUUUCUAUAAAAAUGUAUUUUUAUCUGAAAGAGGAGGUUUCGUUCAGUAUGUUUUAUCGGUAUGCAAAAAUGAGCGGAUAAAUAAACUGCUUGUCGCUUUUCGUAUUCUACCUUUUUAACGUCGAGCGCAAAUUUUUCGCGUUUGUGCAUCAAACAUGAAAAAAAUCCAUAAAAAUUUGAAACACACUAUACGAAACCUCCUCUUUCGGAUGAUACUAAACUUUUUCUGACCAUAUUUUUCCCAAAACCCCGAUUUAACUUUGAUAUUUAAUUUUCAAACUUCAAAAUGAAUUAUACAAAAACAUUUUCAGAGAAACACUAGUUUUGGUUCGGGAAAUGAGUCGCCAAUAUAUGCACCAUCUUCGCCAGAUUACCAUUUGAAUAACCGUUCGCCAGUUUAUACUGAAAAUGGUCCGCCAUCGUAUGAACCACAAGAUAGUAAUUCUAAUCGGCGGAUGUUUGACCAAGACGGAACCCCGCCUCGGGACGGUUAUAAUAAUGUGAGCCAUUUUUUUAAUAAAUAUACUUUAGAAAAAAUUAUUUUGAAAAAUUUCAGGUUCGAUCUCCAAUGUAUGAUCCAUCGAGUGGUUACUACCAGAGCAAUAAUGGUGGAAAUGACAAUGAGGUAAGUUUAUUGAAAUUUAAUAAAAUAUGUAGAAAAAAACAUUAUUAUUACAGAAUAGCCAAGAAUAA